Pistacia vera is the source of this 715-nucleotide messenger RNA. RefSeq names its product nicotinamidase 2-like. Lineage: Eukaryota; Viridiplantae; Streptophyta; Magnoliopsida; Sapindales; Anacardiaceae. The transcript has a single exon. The record is from RefSeq and is a predicted model, not a curated record. The coding region runs from base 61 to 666 and encodes 201 amino acids.
UCUCUUCUUCUUCCCCAUUGCAAAUCCCCAUGCAAAACAAACAACUCUUCAUUCAAAAAAAUGGCGACUUCAUUGAAUUGUUCAUCAUACAAGAAAUACGAAAUUCGAAAGAGAAACCCAGAUCCCAAAACUUGUGCUUUAUUAGUAAUCGACAUGCAAAACUAUUUCUCCUCUAUGGCCAAACCCAUUCUCGACAACGUUCUCACCACCAUCCACCUCUGCCGACGCGCCUCCAUCCCCGUCUUCUUCACCCGCCACUGCCAUAAGUCUCCCGCCGACUACGCCAUGCUCGGCGAGUGGUGGAACAACGACCUUAUUUACGACGGCACCGUUGAGGCCCAGCUCAUGCCCCAGAUCGGACGGCUGGCGGGUGUUGACGAGGUGAUUGAAAAGAAUACGUACAGCGCGCUUGCUAACACGCGCUUGCAUGAGCGGCUGGUGGAGAUGGGGGUGCAGGAGGUUAUAGUUAGUGGAGUUAUGACUAAUUUGUGUUGUGAAACGACGGCGCGUGAGGCGUUUGUGAGAGGAUAUAGGGUGUUUUUUUCUACGGAUGCGACUGCCACGUCGGAUCCGGAGCUUCACGAGGCCACGUUGAAGAACUUGGCAUAUGGAUUUGCUUACUUGGUUGACUGCAAAAGGCUUCAAGCGGGGCUUUUUGGGAAUUAAGAAAUGUUUUUAUGUUUGUUGAGUUUGUGUUUGUGUUUUUAAAUGUUAA